This is a messenger RNA of Cantharellus anzutake, 306 nucleotides long. RefSeq lists its product as uncharacterized. NCBI's taxonomy places the organism in Eukaryota, Fungi, Basidiomycota, Agaricomycetes, Cantharellales, Hydnaceae. The transcript has 3 exons. The record is from RefSeq and is a predicted model, not a curated record. Bases 1 to 306 code for a protein of 101 amino acids.
AUGAUCCAUGAUCCAACACAGCCAGACAAACCUGGAUCAUUGAUUGUUGCGAGCAGGAAGACCAGCUUUCUUCUCUCAUUUCCCCUUGCUGCUCAGCUGGAGCCUGUGUCGCCUAGCACACCUCGCGGUUCUCCUAUUGAGACUGACCCAGACCUUCCUAGUCUUACCUCCACUUCCACUGGAUCUCUUGACCUUAGCUCCAAGCAGCUCGGUAUCCUGACACUGAGAGUGUCCGCUGCAUGUGCGCAUGCUGGGCACAGCGGGAAGCCGUCUGGGGUGUGUGGGUGUCAGGGCACACCCGCCUGA